AUGACCGUUCAACGCAUCAAGCUCGCCAUGGAGCAGGCUUCUAAGGAGCCGCCACUGAUCAUCCUCCCAGAUGUGGAUGCAAGGAUGGAGGGCAACAAGCAGCAGAAGCUGCCGGUGGCCAUCCUGUUUCCAGGUCAGGGCUCCCAGUACGUCAAGAUGUUGGCCGAGGUCAAAGACCUAGAGCCAUGCAAGCGCCUCAUCGACAAGGCCAACAGCAUUCUGGGGUAUGACCUCCUGGACCUGUGCUUGAACGGCCCUGAAGAGAAGCUCGAGGAGACCAAGUUCUGCCAACCUGCCAUGUUCCUGGCGAACUGCUGCGCGUUGGAGAAGCUGCGCUUGGACCAGCCGGAGGUGGUGGAGAACUGCUCGGCCACCGCGGGGCUGUCCUUGGGCGAGUACAACGCCAUUUGGUUCUCCGGCAUGCUGAGCUUUGAGGAAUGCCUGAAAGUGGUCCGCGUCAGAGCUGAUGCGAUGCAGGAGGAGUCCACGCGGGCCCCGCAGGCUAUGAUCUCGGUCGCGGGAUUGGACCUCCAGGUGUUGGAAGGUCUUUGCGAGAAGGCUGCCAGGCAGGUUGGCGAGAUCGCAGAUCGAGAAGCGGUGUGCAAGGUGGCGAACCACCUUUUCCCCAAGGGCUACACCUGUUCCGGCGACAAGCCGGCUGUAGAGAAGCUGAAAGGUCUUUGCGAGCAGGAGGGUGCGCUGCAGGCUCGGUAUUUGAAGACCUCCGGCGCCUUUCACACUUCGUUGAUGGAGCCCGCAGGCGUGAAGCUCCUCAAGGCUUUGCGGGUCCGCGUCACGGACAUGAGCUUCCCAAGGGUGGAUGUCUACAUGAACGUUCGGGGUGCACCCCAACGUGCUGGCACAGAUCCGCGAGAGAUCAACUACGACCUGGCAGCACAGGUCUCCAACCCGGUGCUUUGGUCGUCGAGCAUCCAGGAGAUGAGGAAGAAUGGUAUCACCGACUUUUAUGAGUGCGGCCCCAUGAAGCAGUUGAAGGCAAUGAUGAAGCGCAUCAGCCAGGAGGCGUGGGAGAAAACCACCAGCGUGCCAGUAUGA
Molecule: messenger RNA, 1056 nt
Organism: Effrenium voratum
Lineage: Eukaryota; Dinophyceae; Suessiales; Symbiodiniaceae
Source: the annotation of a GenBank genome assembly